AUGGCAACCCUCGACCUCAAUAAUGUCACAACCUUUAUCCAGCUCCGGCCGUUAGCCAUCGGCGGUGCCUUGGUCAUGGGGCUCCUUUAUGUGAUAUAUCUGCGUGCGCUGCCCAAACCGCUGCCAGGCAUCCCUUACGAUGUGGAAUCCUCGCGUCGUCUCCUAGGGGAUCUUCCUCAUUUCUUUGCCCUAGAAAAAUCAGGACGGCGCAUUAUGGAGUUCUGGGCAGAUGUUGCACGCCGUCAGCGGUCGCCCAUUACGCAGUACUUCGCGGGGCCCUUCACCAAGCCUGUAGUAAUCAUUUCAGAUUUCCGCGAGACUAAAGACUUGUUGAUGCGCCGUGCAAAACUGCUGGAUCAUGGCUCGCUGAAUACCGGAUUAUGGUUUGGAGCCAUUCCUCAUCACUUUGUGGGUAUGCCGUCUAGCGACCCGCGAUAUCCAAAGGCGAAGAGUUUGUCCAAUGAUUUAAUGACGCCAAGUUUCCUUCACAAUGUAUCUCUCCCAGCCUCCUAUCAGAAGACCUUGAACUUUGUCAAUCUAUGGCAGCUCAAGGCGCGCAUCGCCAACGAGCAGCCGUUUACCGCGCUGGAAGACUUCAACUUCCUCACAGGAGACAUUAUAUGUGCCGCCGCUCUAGGCAUCCUCGAUGAAGAAAGUGACACGGUCAAGCACUACAACCGUCUUAAAACAAACAACCUUUCUACCGGACACCCUACUAAAUCAAAUCAAGUCUAUCCCUUCCCCGAGUACAAGGCCACAGGCAUUCUCGAAGCAACGCAUACCAUCGCCGACAGCAUCACAGGCGCUCGUACUGCGUCCAUGCCAAAACUGUACUGGUUUUUCACCAACCUGCGCCCAUCUGUAAGCAAAGCUCAGAAGGAACGCACUCGCAUCCUUCAAACAUAUAUCGAUCGUGCCCGCGACACCGUCGCCAAGAGCGGGCUCUCAACAUCCUAUCGCGCGGCCGUCGACUAUAUUGUUUCUCGUGAGAUCGCUGCUGCUAAGAAAGAAAGCCGCCUGCCAGCGCUGUCAUCACCGGAGAUCCAUGACUCGCUGUUCGGAUAUGUGCUGGGGGGACAGAGUACCACGCACAGCGUGCUGUCAUUCAUGAUCCGCCGAAUGGCUGUGCGCCAGGAUGUUCAAACAAAGCUGCGUAAAGAGUUGUACACACUGUAUUCCUCUGCUGCAUCUGAAAAGCGCAAUCCCACUAUCCAUGAGUUCCUGGCCAUGCAUGCGCCAUACCUAGAUGCCGUGAUUGAGGAGACCAUGCGGCUGAACAGCACAGCACCCGUGCUCAUCCGUGAGGCCAUGGAAGAUCUGGAUUUCCUGGGACGCACCAUCCCCAAAGGCACGAACAUCUUCUGCACUCUAUGGGGUCCCUCGUAUGAUGAGCCAGCCAUCGAGGUGGAUGAGGAGGUACGCAGUAAGUCGUCGCAAGCGCACAAAGAAGAGACACCCGUCGAUUGGACACAUAGUGGGUUCCCGCCCGCCGACUUCCAUCCGGAGCGUUGGCUACGAAAGGAUGGUAAAGGAAAUACAGUGUUUGAUAUCAAGAAUGGGCCCACCCUGGGCUUCGGCGCAGGCCCGCGUGAGUGUUGGGGAAAGAGGUUGGCGUACCAUGAGCUGAAGCUGAUUACCACGCUUCUGCUGUGGAAUUUCGACUUCUUGCCACUGCCAGCAGAUCUAGUGGACACGGAUGUUGUGGACUUUUUCGUUGCUAAGCCGAAGAGUUGCUUUGUGCGGCUGCGAAGCCGAGUACCAGAGGUGCAAAAGAAGUAG
Messenger RNA from Talaromyces stipitatus ATCC 10500, 1779 nucleotides. Its product is annotated as cytochrome P450, putative. Gene Ontology annotation, molecular function: monooxygenase activity; oxidoreductase activity, acting on paired donors, with incorporation or reduction of molecular oxygen; heme binding. The record is from RefSeq and is a predicted model, not a curated record. Bases 1 to 1779 code for a protein of 592 amino acids. The transcript is spliced from 2 exons. Lineage: Eukaryota; Fungi; Ascomycota; Eurotiomycetes; Eurotiales; Trichocomaceae.